UCCUUUAAAAUUCCUUUCUUCCUUCCUCGUCUUCUUCAGUUUCCUCAAAAAAUCCGAACCCGUUAACAAUGCAUCGAAGACCGAACCCGACCAACAAAAAGCUCACCCCUUCCUCCUCCUCGGCCGCCGCCGCCGUUUUAUGGCGGUGGCGGCGACGGCGAUCACUCAAACACCCGCUUUCUCCGCGAGCUGGAAACCCUAACAAGAGCCCUAGCCCUCGACCCAAACCCUAAAACCCGCCGCUUCUCCCUCCCUUCAAACCCUAGCCCUAAACCUGAACCCAAACCCAAACCCUCAUCCACAUGGAGCUGGAAGAACCCUUGAAAGCCCUAACCCACCUCCGCACCCUCGCCGCUUCGAUUGCACCUUCACCCUCAGAGUUCACUCCAUCGGAUCCCUCCCCCAACCCUCUCAGCUCCGCCUUCAUCGUCCACUGGCGCCGGGCUUCGGAUUCCUCAGGCGCCAAAACCCGACCCGCUAAGGCAUUCCACGGCUCCGCCGAGUUCGAGGAAACCCUCUCCUGCCGAUGCUCAGUACGGCGGUGGGGCCCACGCACGGCGAGGUAUGAACCCAGGCAAUUCUUGAUAUACGUUACCUUAGCGGGGGCCACAGGGUUCGAUUUUGGAAAGCAUAGGGUUGAGCUGACGAGCAUCCUACCGGUGACAAUGGAGGAAUUGGAGGGGGAGAGGAGUUCUGGUGAGUGGAGCACGAGCUUUAGGUUGGCGGGAAGAGCUAGAGGAGCUUUGUUGAAUGUGAGUUUCGGGUAUUCGAUUGGGAAUGGAGAUGGGUUUAAAUUUAAAAGGUGUGGUAGUGUCAAAGGAGUGAGCUUUAGCGGGGGAGAGAGGGUGAUGCUUAGAGAGGUUAUUAAGCAGGAGUUGGAUGUUGGGGGUUUGAAGAGUGGGAGUGAAGGUUCUGGUACUAAGUGUUGCACAUUGAUGGAGCCUGUGAAGGAGAAUGAGGAGGAGGACCCAGAGUUUACUGUGAUCGAACAAGGAGUUGAAAUUGAGGCUGGGGAUCGGGCUGAUGAACUUAAGUUGGAAAAUGUUGAGGUUGAGAGGGGCAGUGAGGGAAUUUCGCUGCUGAUUGAUGAGCUUCAUCAAGAGUCUGAAAAGGAAACUUUUUUGCCAAAAGAUUUGGAUAUGGAAAAGAUCAAUUUUCCAAUACUUGAAUUGGAGGGAUUGGAAUCACCAAAAUUUGAGAAGAUUUGCACAGGAGAUGUACGCUCUGUGAACUGCGAGGAUAUAUUGGAAAAUGUUGAGCCUGAGAGAGAGAAUGAGGGAGAUAAUGCUGUUGAUCAAGAACCCAAGAAGGAAAAUUUCCCAUUGAGAGAUUUGCUGCGGAAAGAUUUGUACUUGAAGGAUAACAGUCUUCCAAUUCUUGAGUUGGAGGGAUUUGAAUCACCAAGAGUUGAAUUUGAGAAGAUUAGAUCGAAAAAUGUACUUGAAUUGAUCGGAUUGGAAUCUCCAAUAAUUGAAUUUGAGCAGAUUAAAUCGAAAGAUUUUGACUCGGAAGGAUGGGGGUCUCCAAACUUUGAUUUUGAGCAUAUUAAGUCAAAUUUCAAAGCAAAGGGCAUUAGGAGCAAAUCCCUUAGCAUGGAUGAUGAGUCUGUUGCUAAUGAGUUCUUGAGCAUGCUUGGUUUAGAGACUAGCUCUGCUAGUGAUCCUGAAUCUCCAAGGGAGCAACUCUGGAAACAAUUUCAGAAGGAAAAUUUGAACGCUGAUGACAUCAUAUUUGGUCCUGAAAUUCAUGGUGACAUCUCAGAAUUUGAUAUGGAGCAAGAGAAAGAAUGUCUUAUGAUGAAUGGUAAGUCGAGGGCCAAAAUGUUGGAGGAUGCAGAAACUGAAGCUUUAAUGCGUGAAUGGGGUUUGAAUGAGAAAGUCUUUGCUAGCUCUCAGCCUGUGAGCAAUGCUUUUGGCAGUCCUAUUCAUCUUCCUCUUGAAGAGCCGCUCAACCCGCCACCUCUUGAUGAGAACUUGGGUCCAUAUCUCCAGACCAAAGAUGGUGGAUUCUUGAGGUCAAUGAACCCAUCCCUCUUCAAAGGUUCGAAGAACAGCGGGAGCUUGGUGAUGCAGGCCUCGAGGCCUGUUGUAAUGCCUGCAGAAAUGGGCUCUGACAUUAUGGAAAUAUUGCAAGGGUUGGCCUCUGUUGGAAUUGAGAAGUUAUCAAUGCAAGCUAGUAAGCUCAUGCCUUUGGAAGAUAUUACUGGCAAGACAAUUCAACAUGUAGCACGGGAAGCUGCACCAUGUCUAGAGUCCUGUGGAAGGACUGAUUUGUUGCCGCAUCUAAACUUUGAAGUUGAAUCUUUGGCUGCCCAGAAAGCCUCUGAUAGGACUAGAAAGCAUAAAGUCUCAAAAGGGGGAUCAUCUAGAAAUGGGGAUUUUGAGUCUGAAUACGUUUUGCUCAAAGAUCUUGCUCCAUUAGCAAUGGAUAAAAUAGAAGCUCUGUCCAUUGAGGGGCUGAGGAUACAGUCUGGCAUGUCCGAUGAGGAGGCACCUUCUAAUAUCAGCCCACAAUCUAUCGGUGAGAUAUCAACGUUGGAGGGUAGAGGACUGAAGAACAGCAUGACUCUAGGCUUAGAAGGAGCUGCUGGUUUGCAGCUUUUGGAUGUUAAAGAUAAUGGGGGAGAUGUUGAUGGCGUGAUGAGUUUAUCAAUAACCCUUGAUGAGUGGAUGAGGCUAGAUUCUGGAGACGUUGAUGAAGAGGAUGAAAUCAGUGAGAGGACAACGAGAGUUCUUGCAGCACAUCAUGCUAAAUCAACUGAGUUUCUCAGGGCAGAUAAAAGAGGGGGGAAGAACUCAGGUAAAAGAUGUGGUUUGUUAGGGAAUAAUUUCACAGUGGCACUAAUGGUGCAGCUUCGAGAUCCUUUACGUGACUAUGAACCAGUUGGAACCCCGAUGCUUGCUCUAAUUCAAGUGGAACGAGUGUUUAUCCCUCCCAAACCUAAAAUAUACAGCACAGUUUCAGAAAGAGGAAAUAGUGAACUGGAUGAUGAAGUAGACAUUAAACAUGAACUGGUGACAAAGGAGGAGAAGAAAGUGCAAGAAGAUGCCAUUCCUAAGUUCAAAAUCACUGAAGUACAUGUUGCGGGUUUGAUGACUGAAAGUUUGAAGAAAAAACUAUGGGGUAAUGCUGUUCAGCAGCAAUCUGGCUCUCGAUGGUUGCUUGCAAAUGGAAUGGGAAAGAAUAAAAAGCAUCCAUUUAUGAAGUCCAAUCUUGUUACAAAGCCGUCUCAAGUGACUACAAAAGUACAACCUGGAGAUACUCUUUGGAGCAUUUCUUCGCGAAUCCAUGGCACUGGGGAGAAAUGGAAAGAGAUAGCAGCACUGAACCCUCACAUAAGAAAUCCUAAUGUUAUUUUUCCCAAUGAGACUAUCAGAUUGCAUGGAAUAACUACAUCCUGAUCCUGACUCCUUUUAUAGUGCAACAAUGAGAGGGAGCCGGACCAGCUUUUGCUCAUAAGUUAUCACUUGACAUGCUUCCAUGAGCAGUUUACAGAGAGAAUUGAUGGCAAAAGAGGGACUUUUUGUGCAUUAAUUUGUUCACCUUGUAGUUCAUCCAGCCGCAAGGUCUAAAGUUUUUUCUUUAAUUUGGAAUAUAUCUUACAAAGUUGAAAGCUGAGAAGAUUUAUUAUAAAGAUCCGUUUGUAUCAAACUGCAGAUGGGUGUGUUAUAGGUAUAUAUUAUGGUGGUUCUUGUUCCAUCUGCCUGGUAUGUUAUGCUUACAUCUCCUAGAUGUUGUUGAACUCUAAGCCUUAUCUAUGUGGUUUAGAUGAUGAAUCAAUAUAGGCGUUCUUCCUGUGGAGUUGAAAGA
This is a messenger RNA of Asparagus officinalis (garden asparagus), 3810 nucleotides long. Its product is annotated as protein PLASTID MOVEMENT IMPAIRED 1-RELATED 1-like. Lineage: Eukaryota; Viridiplantae; Streptophyta; Magnoliopsida; Asparagales; Asparagaceae. The record is from RefSeq and is a predicted model, not a curated record.